AGUACAACCAAGCAUAAAGACUGAAGGUGUGCUUCGGCUAUACCACGUGCAACCUGUUGACGGUUACGAAAGAUUGCAGUAGAGCAUCAGGCCGCUACCGCAUAAUUUUAGUACUCUGACUCGUUAGUCGUGUGCCCUUCGACUUUGACUGGAUUAUCAAAAUAAAAAACCUUAAAAAUGUCGAUGCUCGCUGCACCUAGACAAAAACAAAAAUGGACCUUGAAUCCACAAGGCAAACAGUGGAGCAAAGACUCAAGCAAACUUGGUCAAAGAAUGUUAGAAAAAAUGGGUUGGUCAAGUGGUAAGGGUCUUGGAGCUAAAGAACAAGGAGCAACAGAACACAUUAGGGUUAAAGUUAAAAAUGACCAAGUUGGUCUUGGACACGAAAAAAACAAAGAUGACCAAUGGACAGUUCAUCAAGACUCUUUCAAUGACUUACUAGCCAAUUUACAAAAAGAACAAGGUUCGACAGAAAACUCUGAUCAAGUUUUGAGUGGCACAUCUUUAGAGGAAAAGUCUAAAUCAAGUUCUAAAAGAGUGCAUUACAAAAAAUUUACCAAAGGUAAAGAUGUUAAUAAAUACAGUGCAAAAGAUUUAGCAAAUAUAUUUGGCAAAAAAGAGUUAAAUGAAAUCCAAAAGGAAUCAAAAGCAGAAGAAAAUGAUUCAGUCUAUGAUCCUAUAGGAGCAAAGGAUACAACAGCUGGUAUUAUUACUAUCAAAGGUGGCGAUAUGUCAUCUUAUUUUCAACAAAAACUAAACCCAAUGUUGAACAAAAUUAAUGCCCAGCGUGAAGACUCUGAAAGUGAAACUGAAAUGAGAGCAGGUUUUGGUAGCACACCAAAAAGUAAAAGUAAAUUUUAUAUUGAAAGUGAUUCUGCUGAUGUCAAAAAAAAACCUGACAUUGAAAGUUGCACAGGGUUAGACUUUACUAAAAAUAGUGAAAGUAAAUCUAAGAACAGAAAAAAUAAAUCCAUGACAACGUUUGAUAAUCCAUGCUUGGAUGUAAAUAUAUUAGAUGUCUCUGCUAAGAGCAGUGAAAGUAAAUCUAAAAGUGUAAAAAAAAAAACUUUGAACUAUGUGUUUGAUAAUCCAUGCUUAGAUAUGGAUAUCUUGUCAAAUUCUCCAAAAAUAUUAGAUGCUAAAAAGGAUAUAGUAUUAGCAGAGAAAGUUACGCCAAGGAAACGAAAGCAUGAUGUAGUGCAACAAAAUGAUAUAUUAGAUGUAGAUUUUAUGAAUAAGCAAACUCCUAAAAAAAGAAAAAGUGAUUUAGCAUAUGAAAAUAAAGGAUUAGAUAUUGAUUUACAAGAAACAAAUAAUAAUUCUAACAAUGAAUUUGAAAUUUCUGCCAUGGAAUUGGGAAAAUCUUUAAAUAAGACACCUAAAAAACAUAAAAAAAUAAAUAAUGAGCUCAAGUCCAUUGGUAUUGAUAAUCCAGGUUUAGAUUUGGAAUAUAAAGAAAAUACUAUUUUAAAAAGUAAUGGUAUUGAGAAUCCUGCCUUAGAUCUAAGUUUUCCAGAUAAACCCACUCCAAGAAAACCAAAAAGGAAUAAAAAAGUUACAAAAACUGAAACUUUUGAAAAUCCAACAUUAGAUAUGAACAGUAUUGAAGUAAAUUCUACUACUACAUUUGAAGUUAUAAGGCCAAUAGCUGGCUUAGAAAACAAUGCGUUAGAUUUGCUUGACGAAAGUACUGGAAAAAGAAAAGUAACUUUUAAUGAACAUGUAGAGUAUAAUACUGAUACAGAAAAAAAGAAAAAGAAAAGAAAAGAAAAAUUAGAUAAAUAUGAAGUGAUAAACAAUAAAUUAGAGAAAAAGAAAAGGACUUCUGAACCUAUAGUAUUUAUAAAUGCAGCACUAUCCGAAGAAUGUCUCAAUCAGGAAGAUAGGGAAAAUAAAAUAAAUGAAAAGAAAAACAAAAAAAAUAAAAAGAUGAAAAAGAUAUCACAGCUUGAUACAAUUGAAGAAGCUCCUGAAGAAGACUGCGACGAUGUUCCAACAAUUGUUUAUGAAGUAAAAAUUGAAUCCAACAAUGAUGUUGAAUUUGUGGGAGAGUAUCCUAAUCAAAAUGAUCCUACUAUUAUUCGUCAAGUCCACAUUGAAGAACAUGAUGACAUAAAAUUCGAUGAAAAAGAUCCCACUAAUAAUUUUCAAGAAAAAUCAUGCUAUAAAAAAGUAAAUAAAAAGAAUAAGUCAACCAUUGACAAACAAUCCAGCUUAAAUGAAGAAUUUCAAAAAAAGAGCUUUGAACACGAAAAAAAAUCAAAAAAAAAUUUAAAAAAGAUACAAAAGGAAAACCCAACUUUUAUGUUUGAAGGCUCAAACAUAUAUAAAAUCAAAGGAUAUGGCUCAUCAUAUUUGAACAACGGAUAUUGUUAAAUUGAUGUAAAAUUAUUAAUUAUUGCCAUCAUUAUAAAAUUGUAAAUAUUUUCAUGUCAAUUUUUUAGGUACA
This is a messenger RNA of Trichogramma pretiosum, 2449 nucleotides long. RefSeq lists its product as uncharacterized. Gene Ontology annotation, cellular component: nucleolus. Bases 178 to 2376 code for a protein of 732 amino acids. Gene Ontology annotation, biological process: regulation of ribosome biogenesis. Gene Ontology annotation, molecular function: telomerase inhibitor activity; nucleic acid binding. The record is from RefSeq and is a predicted model, not a curated record. The transcript is spliced from 5 exons. Lineage: Eukaryota; Metazoa; Arthropoda; Insecta; Hymenoptera; Trichogrammatidae.